Malania oleifera is the source of this 2280-nucleotide messenger RNA. Its product is annotated as scarecrow-like protein 23. Gene Ontology annotation, biological process: regulation of DNA-templated transcription; bundle sheath cell fate specification; leaf development. The record is from RefSeq and is a predicted model, not a curated record. Gene Ontology annotation, molecular function: sequence-specific DNA binding; DNA-binding transcription factor activity. The coding region runs from base 699 to 2060 and encodes 453 amino acids. Lineage: Eukaryota; Viridiplantae; Streptophyta; Magnoliopsida; Santalales; Ximeniaceae. Gene Ontology annotation, cellular component: nucleus. The transcript has a single exon.
CAAAUAAUAUUGCAAUUAGAUGCCACAAGAUACAAGUGUUUCUCUCUAUACUAACGAAAUUCAAUUGGUUAAUAUGACUAAGAAUUUACAAUUAACAUGUGAACAAAAGUUGCAGGUGGAGGUAUAGAUCAUGUACAUUUGAGGUGGAGGUAUAGAUUUUAAAUAUUCAUGAAUCAUGUAAAUUCGUUUUAUAUGUGUGUGUGUGUGUGUGUAAAGUUAAAAGUGGUGAUUGAAUGAUUUACAGUUCACGUUGUUUCUCACUCUUUGUAGUUCUCGAGUCACGUGAACAUAGAUAAGAUAAUCCAAGCAUUGAAAUCCUACCACCAAAAUCCAAUUGGCGUAUUUCAAUAGAUCCUGGGCGAUGGUUGGUCCGCGGCCGUUGAUUGUCCGUCUCCGGCUCAAUUCUUAUCCUUAAUUAUUUCAUCAUUCAACGCCUCUGAUCGCUCUUCGAUUCGGAUGACUGUUUGAAAUUCCUGGUGCUUACUGCUUUGUCCCUUCUUAACUUGUUCACAUCAACUCUCAACCUUUCUUCCAACAUGAUUAACUGCUCCAAAAGUCCCCUACCUUUCUCCUAAUUUUUUCCCUCUCUCUCCCCGGAUUUUGUCUAUUCUCUGCCAAAACUUUUCCAAAAAGGCGAUUUCAAUUCUCUCAAUCCCUCUUCUCCAUCACAUGAUUCUCCUCUCCGUUUUCUCCUCGUCAUGCUUCAAAGCUUACUCCCUCGAUCUCCCAUAAGCUCUAUCCACGAUUCCAAUUCGAGUUUCGGCAUGAAAACCAAGCGUGUUGACCGCGAAUUCGUCGCCGGCGAGUCCUCAGGCGACCGCGAGGAAUAUCCCUUCCGCAAGAGGCCGUACGCUAACCGGAACUUUCCCGGCGAGGCAGCGGUUUCCGUCGAGAAUAUGACCAAGCAUGAGGAACUGGAAGGACCCGCGGCCGUAGACGGCAGCGAGUACACGGGUCUGCGGCUCCUGGGACUCCUGCUACAAUGCGCCGAGUGCGUAGACAUGGACCAUUUGGACGACGCCAGCGAUCUCCUCCCCGAAAUUACCGAACUGUCCUCGCCUUUCGGGACGUCUCCCGAGCGAGUGGCUACGUACUUCGCCCACGCGCUCCAGGCGCGUGUCAUCAGCUCCUGCCUCGACACCUACUCGCCUCUUACCAUCAAAAUCCUGGCCCGAGAUCAGACCCAACGGAUCUGCACCGCCUUGCAAUCGUACAAUUCCAUCAGUCCCUUGAUCAAGUUCUCCCACUUCACCGCCAACCAAGCCAUAUUCCAAGCACUGGACGGCGCAGAUCGCAUCCACGUCAUCGACCUGGACAUCAUGCAGGGCCUUCAAUGGCCAGGAUUUUUCCAUAUCCUGGCCAACAGAUCCAUGAAGACCCUAUCCGUGAGGAUCACCGGACUCGGAUCCUCGCUCGAGUUGCUGGAGGCCACCGGUCGCCGACUCGCCGAUUUCGCGACUUCACUGGGCCUGCCGUUCGAAUUCACCCCCCUGGAAGGGAAGGUCGGGAACAUAAGCGAUCUGAGUCAACUCGGGCUGAGGGAUAGGGAGGCUACGGUGGUGCACUGGAUGCACCACUGUUUGUACGACAUAACGGGGGACGAUUAUCGGACGUUGAACGUGUUGAGUUUGAUGAGGCCGAAACUGAUCACGAUCGUAGAGCAAGAUCUGAGUCACGGGGGUAGCUUUCUAGCGAGGUUCGUGGAGGCGCUUCACUAUUACUCGGCGCUGUUCGACGCGCUGGGGGACGGAUUGGGUGAGGAUAGCGUAGAGAGACAUGUGGUGGAGCAGCAGGUGUUUGGGUACGAAAUAAGGAACAUACUGGCGGUGGGUGGACCGAAGAGGACGGGAGAGGGGAAGGUGGAGAGAUGGGGGGAUGAGCUGAGGAGGGUGGGGUUCCGGCCGGUGUCUCUUGGCGGGAGCCCGGCGGCGCAGGCCACGUUGCUGCUGGGAAUGUUUCCUUGGAAGGGAUACACACUGGUUGAAGACAACGGGUGUCUGAGAUUGGGUUGGAAGGACCUAUCGUUGCUGACGGCGUCGGCCUGGCAGCCGUCGGAUUGAAUUACUCGAUUUCAUGAUUGGGAUGAUAUUGAUAUUGAUAUUGAUAUUGAUAUGGUCCAAGUUCAAGUUCUUUUUCUCUUUUUCAAGUUUCAAAUAAUGAAUGAAUGAAUGAGAAAGGGAGAUUUAGUGUAUCUUGCUUUUGUACUGGGGCAUGCAGAUUACUUUUUGUUCACUUUGCGCUGUAAUUCUUUCAAGGGACUACGUGCAUUUAACUAUUUAA